UCCGCGCCCAGGGCACCCAGGAGGCCCGGCCUCGGUGGGCGGGGGCGCCUUCGCUCCCGGCGUCUCCGUGGCCUAGAGGCGGCGGCGGGCAGACGCGCGGGCAGCCGAGCUCAGCCUCAGCGCGCAGCCGUCGGGCUCUCCUUCCCGUCGCUGCGCGGCUUCUGCUUCUGCUUCUGACAGGCGCCCCCGCAGGGUUCGUUCGGGCUCCGGCAGGGCAGCAAAUCGCGAAGAAGCCGAAGGCGGCGAGCGGAGACGGUUUGGGUCUGCGGGAAACUUGAGGAGUGAGCUGUCUGAAGACUCCACCAGCCCGGAUGGCUCAAAUAAGUCAGGAAAGAUCUAAAGUGGAACACAGUCAGUUCUGUUAGGAAUUUCCUGGAUCAUCCUGGAAACCACCGUCACUGGAUCUGAGUUGGAACUUGCAUGGUCCAUCUUGCCCCUUCCUGGAGGAAGGUGCCUUUACUUGUCCCCAAAGUUGGAUCUCUGGAGAUAACUUGCUUGUGUGGUCGGGUUGCAAUUCAAGGUCCAGUCUGCAGAAAUGUACCAGAGUUUAGCAAUGGCAGCCAACCAUGGCCCACCAGCAUAUGAAGGGACUAGUAGUUUUAUGCACACCACAGCUGCCGCUUCUCCUGUCUACAUACCCACCACAAGGGUCACUACCAUGAUCCCCAGCCUGCCUUACCUCCAAGGGAGUGGUUCGUCCCAGCAAGGCAGCCCAGUCUCCAGCCACUCCAUUUGGACUCAGCCUGGAGCUGAGAGUGUUGCUUACAAUCCUGGAUCUUCUCAUCCAUCGGUAUCCCCAAGAUUCUCCUUUGCUACCAGCACCCCCAUCCCGGCAACUACUUCCAGAGAAGCAUCUGCUUAUAGCAGCUCUCUUAGUAUCUCGGCCAACAGCAGGGACCAGUAUGCUCGGAGUUUCAGUGGGUCCUAUUCCAGUCCAUAUCCAGCAAGUUAUAUGACCCCAGAAUUGGGCACCACCUGGACUUCAUCUCCCUUUGAUAGCCCCAUGCUCCACAAUCUUCAGAAUCGGGGAACUCCAGGAGCUUCAAGACACACCAACCUAGAGUUUUUUGAUGAUUACUCCGAAGGUCGGGAAUGUGUCAACUGUGGUGCCAUGUCCACCCCACUGUGGCGAAGAGAUGGCACCGGCCACUAUCUUUGCAAUGCAUGUGGACUCUACCACAAGAUGAAUGGCAUUAACCGGCCAUUGAUCAAGCCCCAGAGGAGGCUGUCAGCCUCCCGUCGGAUUGGGCUGUCAUGUGCAAACUGCCAUACAUCUACAACCACACUGUGGCGCCGGAACGCCGAAGGAGAGCCAGUCUGCAAUGCUUGUGGUUUAUACAUGAAGCUCCAUGGGGUCCCAAGGCCUUUAGCUAUGAGAAAAGAAGGGAUCCAAACCAGGAAGCGUAAACCAAAGAACUUAAGCAAAUCCAAGACAUCAGCAGGAUCAGCCAGCAAUGAAAGCCUUCCUUCUGCCAUUAGCUCAGCCACCUGCACCAGCACAACCACCACUACUGCUGCUGAAGAAAUGCGCCCCAUCAAGACAGAACCAGGGAUCUCAUCUCAUUAUGGACACCCAAGCCCUAUUCCCCAGGCAUUCUCUGUUGCGGCAAUGUCCGGGCAUGGAGCUGCUCUUCACUCCACUGUGUCCACUCUCAAACUUUCCCCACAAGCUUACCAAGCAGCCAUCAAUCAAUCUCCCCAGCCUAACUCCAAGCAAGAUUCCUGGAACAGCCUAGUGUUAGGGGAAACGCAUGGAGACAUCAUCACGGCUUAACCAUCUUCUGCCCCCUCACCCCCUUCUAAGGGGGUUACCAGGCUUGGGACUCAAAGGCGAUGGGCAACAGUCAAGCAGUGACAUUUGUUCUUUUUUUUCUUGUUUCUCCCUCCCACCCUUUGUUUUGUCCAGUUCUGGUCUUAGAAGAACCAUUCCAAAUUGCUUUGGUCCGUUCAUGGCCUAGAAUCACAGCUGCCUUAAAUACUGUUAUCAAAACUGCCAAGUUCUCUUUAAGAAAUGCUCCAGAUAACUUGGACAUCAAUAUUACAUGUUUAUACAUAAUCCUAGAGAAAUGUAAUAUCAAGUGAUAUGUUUGUAUAUGUGUGUGUAAAUGUGAAGGAUGUGUAUGAGUGUGAAUGCAAAUUUGCAACUGCAGCUUUCUAUUCAGUCUACAGUCAUCUUUUGAAAAAUGGAGGGAUGAACAUACAUGUAUGAGCCAGCCCAUAAAAAAUAGAAUGGAGGUUAAAAAAAGAGAGAGAAAAAGUAAAACAAAAAAAAUGGUCAUAUAUAAACCAGCAAUAUCCCUAAACUUUGUAUUAUAGGGAUCAGCAGCUGGUGGCCUUUAUGCAAGAUCUGGUUUCCUGGGAUGUGAUAGCUAUCCAUCCAAUUGCUAACUCAAAGCCUAAAGGGAAGGAUGAGCAGCAUCUUGGGAAAGAAGAAUGGAGAACAGGCUAGUUGCUGGCAUUGGCUUGGAUUUUGGUUCUCUGUUUCCCAUUUUGAUUAUAAAAGUUAUCCUUCCCCAAAGAAACUACUGACCAAAAUUAAUUAUCUUUGAUAGCAAGAAACUUAAACAAAUUUAGUCAAGGACAGUAGCCCAUAAGAAGCUAGAAGGAAAAGGAGGUGCUGUGGUUGGCAAAUUCUGCAAUCAAUGCUGAACUGAAGACUUCAGAAAAAGAUCCAGGGAAGACUCCAGAGUUUUUCAAAGUGUGGAACAGAAGCAACAGGUUUUGUCUUCAAACAUAGUUGUAAUCAUGGCUGGUGGAUUCUAGCAGGAAUUUUGUGGAUCCAGCAAUUUUGUGACUGCCAGCAGCACAUUGGUGUUAAUUUAAUUGCUUUUCUGUCAACUUGAUUAACCCCCUUCCUUCGCUAUUAAUAAAUCUAUUUUUCCUUUCCAA
Candoia aspera is the source of this 2889-nucleotide messenger RNA. It is a transcript of the gene GATA4, whose product is annotated as GATA binding protein 4. Gene Ontology annotation, biological process: cell fate commitment; negative regulation of transcription by RNA polymerase II; positive regulation of transcription by RNA polymerase II. Gene Ontology annotation, cellular component: nucleus. The record is from RefSeq and is a predicted model, not a curated record. The transcript has 7 exons. Lineage: Eukaryota; Metazoa; Chordata; Lepidosauria; Squamata; Candoiidae. The coding region runs from base 536 to 1774 and encodes 412 amino acids. Gene Ontology annotation, molecular function: zinc ion binding; DNA-binding transcription factor activity, RNA polymerase II-specific; RNA polymerase II cis-regulatory region sequence-specific DNA binding.